AUGGGAUUUGUGUUUUCUAAAAUAUUCAAUUCACUAGUAGGGCAAAAGGAGAUGCGUAUUUUAAUUUUAGGGUUAGAUAACUCUGGGAAGACAACUAUUUUAUGUACUCAUUAUGCAUCUAUUUUAAGAUAAAUUGCAUUUGAAUGAGGUGAUCUAGACAGCACCAAGUAAAUAAACUAUAAUAAUAAUAAGCCAUGGGAUUUAAUGUAGAAACACUUACUUAUAAAAAUCUAAAGUUUCAAGUUUGGGAUUUGGGUGGUCAAAAUGCUAUUAGGUAAUCAACUAAAUGUAUACGUGUAGAUUAUAUUGGAGAUCAUACUAUCCAAAUACAAAUGGGAUUAUUUAUGUGAUUGACUCUUUUGAUGAGGGGAGACUCAAAACAUCAAAAGAAGAGUUGAUGACAUUAUUAUAAGAGGAAGAACUUAAAAAUGUUCCAUUGCUGAUUUUAGCAAAUAAAUAAGUUUUAAUUUGUUUAUAUUUAUACUUUUGCAGGAUAUGUAAGGAGCAUUGAGUGAAACUGAAAUUUGUGAGUUCCUGAAAUUAGAAGAAGAGAAAUCAAGAAAUUGGACAAUGUAUGUCUAUUAUAUUAUAUUUAAAAAUUAGAGUAAAAUGCAGUGCUUUAACAGGUUUGGGUUUAAGUGAAGGAAUGGAAUGGAUGGCAAAUGCUAUGAAGAAAUGA
Paramecium octaurelia is the source of this 679-nucleotide messenger RNA. NCBI's taxonomy places the organism in Eukaryota, Ciliophora, Oligohymenophorea, Peniculida, Parameciidae. The record is from the annotation of a GenBank genome assembly.